CACAGAACAGGUGAACGCACGAGCCUCAACGUCCGCAGGAGAAAAACACAGCUAAGAAGAGGAAGAAGAGGAAGAGGAAGAAGGAAAGUGAGGAAGAAGAGGAAGAUCUCAGAGGAAACAUCGCAGCUUGCUUCUGCCCCGCUGCCUCCCUCCUUCAUCCCUCCUCCAUCCCUCCUCCAUCCUCCUCUCUUCCGCCGGUAUCGAACUGUCGGCUGAUCACUGAUCCUCCGACUCGACGCUUCCUCACCUCCGCUGAUUCAGGAAGGAAAGGAGGAGAGGAAGGAAGGAGACAAGGAAGGAGAGAAGGAAGGGAAGCACGCAAGUGGAUCUGUGAUCGGGAGGAGGGAAGAAGACCACCUCACCGAACACCGGGACAUGGACAGCAAAGAGAAGGCCCCGCUAGAGCCGCAGCUGAAGGGCAUCGUGACGCGUCUCUUCAGCGAGCAGGGCUUCUUCCUGCAGAUGCAGCCGGAUGGAAACAUCAGCGGCAACAAGGACGAGAACAGCGACUACACUCUGUUUAACCUGAUCCCUGUGGGUCUGAGGGUCGUGGCGAUGCAGGGAGUGAAGGCUGGACUGUACAUGGGGAUGAAUGCAGACGGAUUCCUCUACACAUCAGAUGUGUUCACAGCAGAGUGUAAGUUCAAGGAGUCAGUGUUUGAGAACUACUACGUCAUCUACUCCUCCACGCUGUACCGGCAGCACGAGUCGGGCCGGGCCUGGUUCCUGGGCCUCAACAAGGACGGCGUCACCAUGAAGGGGAACCGAGUGAAGAAAACCAAACCCUGCUCGCACUUCGUCCCCAGACCCAUCGAAGUGUGCAUGUACAAGGAGCCGUCGCUGCACGACCUCGAGGAGAAGCUGCUGAAGUCCUCACGGAGCCCGACCAUCAACGGCGAGGAGCGAGCGAGGGGCCUGGACCAGCAGGAGGAGGAGGAGCAGGACGAAGUCACAGAGCAGGACGGGUCAUAGCCUGCAGCGCCCCCCACAGGAGGAGGAGGCGAACUCCCAUUUUAACACUCCCUCUGUUCAGCAACAUCUACAACCACAACAACAACCGCCACGACGGCGACAACAUGAAAACAAAGAAAAACAAAAGCUUAAAAAAAAAAAAAAAAAAAAUCUUUGCUCAUGACGAAAUCUUUUAAAUGUAUUGGGGGCGGGGCUUGUUUGAAAAUGAGGACGUUGAUGAUGAUGAUUACAUUUUAUGCAAGAAUCCCUGCUGAGAGAAGGCAGGAGGAAGCACACCUCCUCUUCAUCACCACAUUGUAACCUUCAUCAUCGUCAACAUCGUCACGCUGAUGACAAAAUGUUUUCCAAGUCGAGCGAGCGCUCAGAACUUCAAAGCUUUAAGCCAUGUAGAAACUUCACUUCCUGUCAUCCAAUGAAUGCAAUCACUUUCGCACUUUCGACAUGUCACGCUUCUUCUUCUACUCGUUCUUCUUCUCCGUGUCGUCCAAUCAGAGAGAAGAGUUUUACCGCUGUAUCUCCUGCAGCCACAUCUUGUUUGGUUUUCCUCUCUCUCUGGUUUCGGGGACUCGUAGGUUCAGGUCAGACCCUGCCCACGAAAAGAAUCUGAGGGAAACAAACCUGAGGAACUUCCUGUUGGGUUUGGACCGGGUCGUUUCCUCUGGUGGAGGUCAGGUGAUCGCUGAAGCAGCCUAAUCACGUGAACUUCACAAUCCUGCCAAUCAUUUUAUUGAUCCUGCAUCAGUUUUUACAGUGAGUUCUGAUGAAGUCAUACAUCACAUGACUAUGAUCCCUGCAGGUUGAUUUUCAUGGACAGGAAGUGAAGGCAACAGGAAGCAGGAAACAGAUUUAUAAACUGAUGACGAGGGUUUGAUCGGCAGGACGAUGAAGUUCACAUGGUUGAAACCGCCUGUUCCUCUGCAGGCGUGUUACUGGUCCUGAGGUCACUGGGACCACAGUUCAGGCUGUUUGACUGCCCUGCGUCACAAAGACGAAAACCACUGCCCCAAAAACUGAGCUGCACCAGUUACACGUCAACGCCGUCAACGUCACAUCGGGGAAAACCCAGAGAACACGCCUGCAGACACACGUCACAUGACCAUUCACUGGUCAUGUGACGUGUGUUCUCAGGUGUGUUGGUGUGGACGGAGAUUCGUUCUGAUACGGAGCUAAAACACUUUAAGAUAAACGUGUCAGUGUGGGCGGAGCCAGGGACUCUUGCAGUUUGCUGAAGUGAUGUCAUGAUCCGAACUUCUGAGCUCAGAAUUAAUAAAGUUAAACAGUGAGAAUGGAGAAACGUUGAUGAACCUCAGGAGGUUUUUUCAUCCAGCAGCAGGUUGUGAUGAACGUCAGUAACAGUUCACAGGGAUGUAGACUUUCUACAAACGUAUAAAAGAUACGAGCGUCUCCAGGAAGUCGCUGGUUCACGUCUCGCUCUGAUGUCCUGGACUGUAGUUUUUCUGGAGUUGACGUUGAGACGUUGAGACGUUGAGAUGGCGCCUCGUCACUGCCUCAUUCAACCUUUAACACUUUAACACUUGAAUGACCAAGUUUCCCAAAAACAUCUUCAUCAUUUCCUGGUUGACAGGCCGAUGUCAACUUCCUGUGUUUCAGUCCUUCACUUCCUGUCACUGCCUUCGUUUUCCUCUGCAGCCGAAGCUUAUGAAGAAGAGCAGAAUGACCUCUUCUCUCACGGCUUAACGUCAGUGGACGAAAUACAUCACAUCUGUCGUUUCUAAAUAUUGUCUUGUGUUGAUUUAAAUUAUUUUACUUUGGCUGUAAACACAUUUGACAUGAAGUCGUUCAGACGGAGUGACUUAGCUUCGUUUCUAAUCUGUUUUCAGACAUGAAAGAGAAGUUUGUUUGUUCUGUAGAGCAGCAGCUUGUUGUCGGGUGGAGGGGCGGAGCCUGUAGAGCAGCAGCUUGUUGUCGGGUGGAGGGGCGGAGCCUGUAGAGCAGCAGCUUGUUGUCGGGUCGAGGGGCGGAGCCUGUAGAGCAGCAGCUUGUUGUCGGGUCGAGGGGCGGAGCCUGUAGAGCAGCAGCUUGUUGUCGGGUGGAGGGGCGGAGCCUGUAGAGCAGCAGCUUGUUGUCGGGUCGAGGGGCGGAGCCUGUAGAGCAGCAGCUUGUUGUCGGGUGGAGGGGCGGAGCCUGUAGAGCAGCAGCUUGUUGUCGGGUCGAGGGGCGGAGCCUGUAGAGCAGCAGCUUGUUGACGGGUCGAGGGGCGGAGCCUGUAGAGCAGCAGCUUGUUGUCGGGUGGAGGGGCGGAGCCUGUAGAGCAGCAGCUUGUUGUCGGGUCGAGGGGCGGAGCCUGUAGAGCAGCAGGAGGCGGGACAUGACGUAUACAUUCUGCUGUGGAGAGAUCAGUGUUGUUGUUUACAGCUCCUCCACACCACACAUUGUCCUGCUGGUUCCUCUCAUGGACUCACUCUGACAUUUUACAGAGACAUUGACUCACAAAUCUGUUCUUACAUACAGAACCUGCAGAACAUGUGAGGAACACGUCAGGAACACGUCAGUGGUUCAGUUCAUGUCUAAAACCAGUUUGAGGCAGAAAAUAAAAGAAACAUUUCAAAGUUGGACCAAAUCAUUUAAAAUCAGUUGAUUUGAAAGGAUUUUUAUCUUUAUUGAAGUUAUUUUUUCAGGUGUUAUUUGAAAACGAUUAGCUUGACGUCUGAACUCAAGUAAACUCACAGAAUCACUUUUGGGAAACUUGGUCGUCUCCGUCGCUGAAGCAGGAAACGAAAACAGACGUGAAGCUGAAAGUUUGUUUGCAACUGGAGAAUAAAAAGUGUUUCACUCGACAGCUGAUGCAUUCUGCUGCUUUCGCUUCCACUUAAAGAGACAGAGCGAGGGGGAGGAGUCAGGGCUAGAACUCGACUCUGAUUGGCUGCCACAGUCCAGGUUUUAAUUUUUUCUUCUUUUAUCUUGCCUUUUGAAUUUAGAAUUUUGUUGGUUAAAAUUGGACGAACACACUGAGGGAACGAACCAAUCACAAUCCACCGCACUGCCUCAGAGGAAGUCUUCCAGUUUGGAGCUUGUCGGUCGCAGAGCGGACGAUGGCGAGCGACAGAUCCACGAUGUUUCAUGACCGAAUGUUUCUGUUCCUGACAAAAACCAAACUCUCCACAUGAAUGUUGUGUCACCAGUUUCCUUUGUGACGUCACAACGACACACCUUUGGAGAAACCGUAAAGUACGAGUGUCACAAAAUAAGUUUGGUUUGGAGAAAACUUAAAGUUUAGUGUGAUGUUAUAAAUGCUCCUGUGAUUGGAAGAAGAAAAACGUCUGUUUUUUCAUGGAAAAAAAUGUAUUCACUUUUUUAUAUCAUCUUAAAUUUUUUGUUAUUUCAAAUCUGUCAGAACAUCAACAGAGAGCUGAACGGAAACCAAAAUCUUAAAUCUAACAUUUCAAAUCAUUUUGAGGUUUUUUCCUCGUUUUUAUUGAUAAUUCAUUUAAAUAUUUUUAAUGAAUCUAAUUAAACGUUUUGCUGAUUGACUGCACAUUAAUAUCAUUUGACGAAUUGAACACAAAGAAAGACAAACACUGUCUUCUCAUUCUUAUUGAUGGUCUUAUUUUUUACAUCCAAUGGGAGACGUUAAAGAUUCAACCUCAUGGAUGUAGAUUUAUUUAUUACCUUAUUAUGGUCUGGUCAGUUUCAUGAUGUGAUUAUGUUUUUGUUUCUGGUUCGUAUCCAUGACGGCAGGUCGACUCAUGAUGUCAUCACUGACGUCUCCUCUGAGCCGAGUCGACCUGCUGACCUCAGCCUGUGGGCGGAGCUAUCUUUGUGUUUGCCAAUGUUUGCACCUUUUCUCAGACACGUCAUAUAUCAUAUAUCAUAUGUUAGAAAAGAAUCAUCGCGAAAUACACAGCAGGAUGAAAACGAUGAUUGAAAAAUAAAAAAGAACAAUA
Platichthys flesus (European flounder) is the source of this 4877-nucleotide messenger RNA. RefSeq names its product fibroblast growth factor 12-like. The record is from RefSeq and is a predicted model, not a curated record. NCBI's taxonomy places the organism in Eukaryota, Metazoa, Chordata, Actinopteri, Pleuronectiformes, Pleuronectidae. The transcript has 5 exons. Gene Ontology annotation, biological process: cell differentiation; animal organ morphogenesis; regulation of cell migration. Gene Ontology annotation, molecular function: growth factor activity; fibroblast growth factor receptor binding. The coding region runs from base 376 to 972 and encodes 198 amino acids. Gene Ontology annotation, cellular component: cytoplasm.